Molecule: messenger RNA, 3073 nt
Organism: Oppia nitens
Lineage: Eukaryota; Metazoa; Arthropoda; Arachnida; Sarcoptiformes; Oppiidae
Product: mucin-2-like
Exons: 3
Coding region: 103-2793 (896 amino acids)
Biological process (GO): positive regulation of transcription by RNA polymerase II
Cellular component (GO): nucleus; histone methyltransferase complex; transcription regulator complex
Source: RefSeq, a predicted model, not a curated record
AAUAUAUUGUAUAAAUGUGAUGUAGAGAUGUGUACGGUGUUUGAUAACUAGUGUUUCAGCAAAUGGCUGUCAGUGUGUGUGUUGUUAUCGAUGUUGUCGUAGAUGAUGAUGCCUUUUCCCGUGACCAAAGUGGACCCGUGGGACACCGUGACAGUCACUUUUCGUAUACCUCGAGACGCAGCCAAUCGGCUAAGACAACUGGCCCGAUGUGGCGACCAUACGCUACGCGAGCUGGGCGUACGUUCCGUGCAAUUGGACGACGACGAUCAGGUGGUUACAUUGACUUUAGCCAACCGGCUCAAUGAGAAUCGCCAGCAAUUAACGGUCGGCAAAAUCGGUGACUCCUCGGCGCUCAACACAACAAUUAGUGUCAACACGAGUAGUGCUUCGACGACGCCAUCGGCGGUCAACUCAUCGCCGAUUACUAUAACAAAUAGUGUUGUGAACCAUACAAAUACUAUUUUAAACAAUAGCGUGACUUCCAGUAGUGUCGUCUCAUCGCUGGCCGAGUCGUCUAACAAUGAUUACAAUUAUUCGCCUUCGAGUAGUAGUGUGUCCAGUGUAGAGAUUACCCGUAAAAAUAUAGCACAAUAUUUAAGUGAACAACAGGUGAAUGUGGUGAACAAUGUUGUAGUUCGCGGCCCGAAUCACAGUCCCGGACCUAACAAUAAUCACAACAACACUACUAUCGUCACCAACAACAACAACCCUAACCCCAGCCCAUCCACGAGUCGCGAUUUGCCUGCCUUUUGUUCGCCUAAUGUGGUCGCACCCGUCAACACUGAACCGAUACCCUUCUUAAGCACCAACACAACGGUAACGACUAGUGUUUUAUCGACUGCCACCACAUUGUCAGUUGUCUCAAACAACGGCAUCGCCUCGGGGGCGGCGGCCGCUGCAGCAGCCGCCGCCGCACGGCUGCCGACCAUAACGAAUGCAUCGCCGACUACACGUGAUGUUCAGUCAAAUUAUGGAUUAUUUCCCUUCGCUAGUAUGCAGUAUCAGGCUAUGCAUACAAAACAAGGGUUCAACCAUCACCACCACCACCAACAACAUCAUCAUCCGGGACACCCUUCCAGUAAUACACCAAAGGUUCAAAAGUUUAAUCAUGUGAUCACAAGUGCGCCUUCGGUUUGCUUGCCAUUGAAUAUCAGUCAGACCACUAUCACCACAACAACAGCAACACCAACAAUAAUGUCAACAACAACAACAACAACAAUACCAACAACAGACCAAUUAUUAUUAUUACCGCAAAAUAGUUCGGCAACGACCAUAUUAACCACAACAACACCAUCCCUCACCACCAACACAAACGUUAGUUCGACUACUGUUAUCUCAUUGCCAACAAAACCUCAAACGACAACCUCAAGAGAUGAUAAUAAUUUGAAUGUCAAUGUUUGUCGAUCGAUAUUAUCAUUGACAACGGCAACGGCGCCGACAUAUGUGUCUCAUCCAACUCAGCCACCAAGUGUUUCAACUGUUCACAGCAGCAGCGCAUCAGUCAAUGUUGCGCUCACGAGUCCACUUCUUGUGAAUCUAUUACAAAGUGACGCCACAUCGGGACACAUAAAGGGCGCGCCACACACAACAGUGACGUCGGCGCCCAAUAAUAAUAAUAAUAAUACAGUAGUCAAUCGACACAAACGAAAUCAUACGACCGAAUUGGCACACAAACGAAAGCCACGGAUCAGUAGAAAGUCAAGACAAGAGACACAGGAGAAGAAAGAAAAGAAAGACAUACCGGAAACUUGUAACGAAUCGUCAGCUUAUGUUAUAAAUACAAAUGAUAUAACACAGACUAUGAUACCGACGAGUGUAUUACAGACAACUGUGUCGACCAUUGCCAGCGCUUCUUCAUCACCAAAAUGCUUGCCGCCGUCCAAUCCAUUGCUUCAGUCGCAGUCAUUAACGCAGUCGUCGUCGCCGUCGCCGACAAUGGGCUCACAACAAGUGCAAACCAAAACAUUCAAAAUUUAUAAAAUAAGUAUUCCUAUCAACUCAAUGUCCAGAUAUCCAUCAAUACACCCCGAAGCCCAGGGGCAGCCACAGGUUGUGAGAGGGGGUCAUUUGCCUUUACGGCCACAACUCACGGCUACUAACGUCGGUUCGCCUCCAAUAGCGACCACGCAAUUAUUGAAACCAUUAUUUGUGACAAUAAGUAAUUCAACGGCUAAUAUAAAGGCUAAUCUACAAAACGAUGAUAAAUCACAGUCUAGUCCUAACUGUAUUGCCAGCCCUAACCAUGAAUUGUUAAAUAAAUCGUUGGCAUCUGAAACCAAUAAUAAAAUUAGUGAAUCAGAUGUUGUUGUGAUUAGUAGUAAUAAAUCAAACAAUGAUGUGAAUGAUAUGACACCACCGCCAACAUCAGCAACAACAACUACGACGACAACAACAUCGAUGUCUGGAAAAGCCAAGCAUUUAAUCAAUCCAUUCACUGGUCUUUUAGAGCCAAUGAGUGACGAAGAGGAAGACGAUAGGCCGUCGCCGACUGCCAUAUUCCCAGAGAUGGACACGGGAUCGGAAGCCGGCGGUAACUCUGAACGAAGUCUAUCCGAUACAGGGAGUAAUGGUAAGGACAACCAACACUCGUCGGACACCGAUUCGGGAUUAGGAAAGUCUGGUACCGAUGUGUCCUCGCAAUCAUCUAUAGACGUACCCAAUGGUGACGCCAUACUAACGAAAGCGUGUAUUACUGAGAAUCAUAUAAAAAACCAUACAAAUCACACCAAUCAUACAAAUUGGCCGAUCAUUCAAAAUAAUUAUUCAAUAAUUCAAAUGAAUUCACCGACAUAGUGAUUGAUUUUGGGAGGGGGAGGGCAUUGGGAUCAGUUUUUUCUGUAAAGUGAUCGACCAAUGCAUCCAUACACCAAACACCAUGUCUUUGUUACCAUUUUUUUUAGAUAUCUACUACUACUCCACACAAGUUUGCAAGUAUAGAGACAUACACAUACAUACAUACACACGCGCGGGUGAGUGGUGUGUGUGAGUGUGUAUGUGGAGAGUUAUGAUCGCAAUCCACACAAAAUAAUUAAAAAAAAAAUAAAUACUUGUAAAUAACAAAUUAUAUAAAUAU